Messenger RNA from Solanum verrucosum, 1257 nucleotides. RefSeq lists its product as uncharacterized. The record is from RefSeq and is a predicted model, not a curated record. The coding region runs from base 1 to 1257 and encodes 418 amino acids. Gene Ontology annotation, molecular function: protein dimerization activity. The transcript is spliced from 4 exons. NCBI's taxonomy places the organism in Eukaryota, Viridiplantae, Streptophyta, Magnoliopsida, Solanales, Solanaceae.
AUGGCGGUUGUUUUACGAUAUGUUGAUAGAAGAGGAUUUGUGAUGAAGAGACUUCUUGACAUUGUUCAUGUUAAAAAUACUAGUGCUUUAUCUCUAAAAGAAGCAAUUGUCAAUUUAUUUUCUCAACAUUCCUUGAGUAUAUCUUAUGUGCGUGGACAAUGCUAUGAUGGAGCAAGUAAUAUGCAAGGUGAUAUCAAUGGCCUUAAGAUGUUGAUUAAGAAAGAAAGUAGAUCGGCUUAUUCCAUACAUUGUUCUGCUCAUCAACUUCAAUUAACUCUUGUUGGUGUUUCUAAAAGAUGUCUUCAAGUUGGAGAACUUGUUCAUUUGGUUUCAAAUAUUUUUAAUGUUUUGGCGGCUUCUUAUAAACGUAUGGAUGAUUAUCGAGAAUCUCAAAAAAAAAAAAUCAAGAAGCUUUUGAUAUGGUUUGGUACAAUUAUGGACAUUCUUGAUAAUAUUGUUGAAAUUGCACAUUCUAUGGAUGAAAGAUCUAGGGCAACAGGAUAUAUCAGAAUUGCUCAAACUUAUGAGGUUGCAUUCAUGUUGCAUUUGAUGAAAGAAGUUUUAGGAAUUACUAAUGAUCUUAGUACAUGUUUACAAAAAAAGGGGCAAGACAUUGCAAAUGCCAUGCUACUUGUUAAAGUGGCCAAAAGAAGCAUGUGUGCACUUGAGAAUCAACUAGCAAAUUACAUUAUUGAUGUCUGUGAUAUCGAUAAAAGGUUCUCUGAUUUACAUGGGCUUUGUGAUCUUUCAAAAAGAUUGGUUCAGACAAAAAAAUAUUCAUGUUAUCCUCUUGUAUUUCGUUUGGUGAAAUUCCUUUUGCUUCUGCCAGUUGCCACUGCAUCCGUUGAAAGAGCUUUUUCGGGAAUGAAAUUUAUUAAGAAUGAGUUCCGAAGUCGAAUGAAUGAUGACUUCUUGAGCGGUUGCAUGGUUCCUUUUAUGGAGAAGGAUGUGUUUAAGGAUGUUUCAACGGAUGAUAUUAUUUUGUCUUUUCAAGCAAUGAAACCUCGUCGAAUAGUAAAAGAUCAAGAAAAGGGCAAUACCGGGAAAAAAAGAGCGAAAAAAUGGAAGAAGUUGAAGGGAAGCAAGGUUGGUACUCGCCAAAGCCACUCAGUGAGUCACCGAGUGGACCUUCAGUUCUCCAAAAGUUCCAACAAGCCAGCCCAUGGACAAGAUCAACUUGGUGAUUGGAUGGGUAUUUCUGUGAUUUGGGGAAGUGUUCAGCGAUGCCAAUUUAGCCUGCCAAAAGCUACAGCGUAA